Molecule: messenger RNA, 5907 nt
Organism: Egretta garzetta (little egret)
Lineage: Eukaryota; Metazoa; Chordata; Aves; Pelecaniformes; Ardeidae
Gene: PHKA2
Product: phosphorylase kinase regulatory subunit alpha 2
Exons: 30
Coding region: 93-3554 (1153 amino acids)
Biological process (GO): glycogen metabolic process
Cellular component (GO): phosphorylase kinase complex
Molecular function (GO): calmodulin binding
Source: RefSeq, a predicted model, not a curated record
CAGUUACGGGACUGUUCUCAGCUGGUGCGGACCAUAAGGACGCUUGGGUACGGGACAACAUCUACAGCAUCCUGGCCGUAUGGGGGCUGGGGAUGGCUUAUCGGAAGAAUGCAGACCGGGACGAGGAUAAAGCCAAAGCCUACGAGCUUGAGCAGAACGUUGUGAAGUUGAUGCGGGGACUCUUACAGUGCAUGAUGAGACAGGUAGAUAAGGUGGAGAAGUUCAAACGCACGCAGAGUACCAAAGACUGCCUACAUGCCAAGUAUAACUCUGCUACUUGUGCCACGGUGGUUGGGGAUGACCAGUGGGGGCAUUUGCAAGUGGAUGCAACUUCCCUUUACUUGCUCUUCUUGGCACAGAUGACUGCAUCAGGGUUACGUAUCAUCUUCACCCUUGAUGAAGUUACCUUUAUUCAGAAUCUUGUUUUUUACAUAGAAGCUGCCUACAAAGUUGCUGAUUAUGGAAUUUGGGAACGUGGUGAUAAGACAAACCAGGGCAUCCCUGAACUGAAUGCGAGCUCCGUAGGGAUGGCCAAAGCUGCUUUGGAAGCAAUUGAUGAACUAGAUCUUUUUGGAGCUCAUGGAGGACACAAAUCAGUGAUUCAUGUUCUUCCUGAUGAAGUAGAGCAUUGUCAGUCUAUUCUAUACUCCAUGUUGCCAAGGGCUUCCACGUCAAAGGAGAUAGAUGCUGGACUUCUCUCUAUUAUUUCUUACCCGGCUUUUGCAGUGGAGGAUCUAAACCUUGUUAAUGUGACCAAGAGUGAAAUUAUAUCCAAAUUGCAGGGCCGCUAUGGCUGCUGUCGCUUUCUCCGAGAUGGUUACAAGACACCCAGAGAGGAUCCAAGCAGGCUGCACUACGAUCCUGCUGAGCUCAAGCUCUUUGAGAAUAUAGAAUGUGAGUGGCCGGUAUUCUGGACAUACUUCCUAAUUGAUGGAGUAUUUAAUGAGGACAAAAUUCAGGUGCAAGAGUAUAGAGAGGCUCUGGAAGGAAUACUUAUUAGAGAGAAGAACGGAAUACUGCUAAUGCCUGAACUGUACGCAGUCCCUCCAGAAAAGGUGGACGAGGAGUAUGAAAAUCCUCACUCAGUGGAUCGCAUCCCAGUGGGAAAAUUGCCUCAUCUUUGGGGCCAAUCAUUGUAUGUUCUUAGCUGCCUAUUAGCAGAGGGUUUUCUUGCUGCAGGUGAAAUUGAUCCCUUAAACAGGAGAUUUUCCACUGGAUUUAAACCUGAUGUUGUGGUACAAGUAACUGUUUUGGCAGAAUCUAAUCAAAUUAAGAAUCUCUUGCAAGACCAUGGAAUCAAUGUUCAGAGCAUUGCUGAUAUCCAUCCACUCAGAGUGCAGCCAGCUCGUAUCCUGAGUAAUCUCUACACCAUGCUGGGCAGGAACAAGAACAUGAAAUUAAGUGGACGGCCACACCGACACAUUGGAGUGUUAGGCACCUCCAAGCUGUACAUGAUAAGAAAUCAAAUAUUUGCUUUUACCCCUCAGUUUACCGACCAGCAUCACUUCUACCUGGCUCUAGACAAUCAGAUGAUCGUGGAGAUGCUCAAGACAGAGCUGGCUUACCUCACUUCUUGUUGGAGGAUGACAGGGAGACCAACGCUGACGUUUCCCAUCACCCACACAAUGCUUGUUGAUGAUGGUACUGACAUUCAUCCAGCAGUUCUCGCCACCAUAAGAAAAUUAGAGGAUGGUUAUUUUGGAGGUGCAAGGGUGAAGAUAGGCAAGCUAUCAGAAUUUCUUACCACCUCUUUUCAUACGUAUCUGAGCUUCCUGGAUCCAGACUGUGACGUAAAACUGUUUGAUGAUUCUAAUGAAGGCCGUAAUAGUCCUGACAGUGAAUAUGGAGGCUACCCAGCAGACUUCUGCGAAGAAGAAAGCCAGGAUGAGCUGGAUCAGUACAUAAAUGAUGUCCUGCAGAGUACAGCACUGAAGUCAUACCUGCCUCCAACUUCAAAGACUGCCAAUCAACCACCCAUGUUCUCCUGCGAAUCAACCACCUGUGCAAACCAUUCCACAAAAGAGAUACUAUCAAUAAUGGCCAAGACAAAGGGCUUGGAGGUUCCAGCUGUGUCUAUGUCUCUUCCCACUAAAGUUCUGAACACGCACCGGAAGUCUCUGAAUCUUGUUGAUAAUCCCCAUUUGUUUGAGACAAAGGACUGUGAAAGUGUUUUGCACUUGCCUAAAGAUGCUCACGGUGAUUUGGAUUGCAGGAAGCUUGUUGAGCAGCUGAAGGAAUGUCCAACGCUCCAUGAUCAAGCAGAUAUCUUGUAUAUCUUGCAUAUACUAAAAGGUGCUGACUGGGACACAGAGCUGGGUGGACAGUACGGUGUCACUGUUCACUGCCUACUCAACGAGCUCUACAGAAAAGCAGGCCUCAAUCAAGAAUGGGGCUUGAUUCGUUAUAUUUCUGGUAUACUCAAAAAGAGAGUGGAAGUCCUGGCUGAGGCAUGCACAGACCUUCUGUCGCACCACAAGCAACUUACAGUGGGCCUGCCACCAGAACCCCGUGAGAAAAUCAUUACCACCCCACUGCCACCUGAGGAGCUCACAGAUCUUAUUUAUGAAGCCAGCGGCCAAGACAUCAGUAUUGCAGUCCUGACACAGGAAAUAAUUAUGUACUUGGCGAUGUACGUCCGGUCACAGCCUAGUCUUUUUGUGGAGAUGCUCAGGCUCCGCAUCGGUCUGAUAAUUCAGGUGAUGGCCACUGAGCUGGCUCGGAGUCUGAAAUGCUCAGGUGAAGAAGCUUCAGAGAGUUUGAUGAAUCUAAGUCCCUUUGAUAUGAAAAAUCUCCUACACCAUAUUCUCAGUGGAAAAGAGUUUGGUGUGGAAAGAAGCUUGCGACCUGUAGAUUCCUCUUCAUCUAGCCCUGCAAUUUCUAUUCAUGAAAUGGGGCAUUCUGGAGCAACCAAAACAGAAAGAAGUGGUAUUACUAAAUUGAAGAGUGAGAUAAAGCAGAGGAGCAGUACUCCAUCAUCUCCCACUAGCUCUUCUCCUACUGGCUCCAACGGAGACGCGAGCCAGGGUGACCGAAAAGGGCAGUGGCUGCGCAGAAGGCGGCUUGAUGGUGCUAUUAACAGAGUUCCUGUUGGCUUUUAUGAGAAAGUGUGGAAAAUCCUUCAGAAGUGCCAUGGUCUGUCCAUUGAUGGCUAUGUCCUUCCUUCUUCAACCACCAGAGAGAUGACCCCUUGCGAAAUCAAGUUUGCUGUGCACGUGGAGUCGGUGCUGAACCACGUACCCCAGCCUGAGUACAGGCAGCUCUUGGUGGAAGCUAUUCUCGUUCUCACGUUCCUCUCUGACAUCGAGGUGAACAGCAUCGGGGGCAUCAUCCACGUGGAUCGAAUCGUGCACAUGGCCAAUGACCUGUUUCUGCAGGAGCUGAAAUCAUUCGGAGCUACUGGCAGGAUCCUGGAGAAAGAUGUGGCCACAGGAAUUUGCCACUUCUUUUAUGACAGCGCUCCAAGUGGGGCCUAUGGCACCAUGACGUACCUGACGAAAGCCAUCAUUAUUUAUUUACACGAUUUCCUGCCUAGCACAGGCUGUGCGAUGCAGUAAGCGAUGCCUCACGCGGGAGGGAAGGCUCGGAAGCUCUUUCUCCCCAUUUCCCUGACACCAACCUCUCAUUUAGCUGCUGCGUGUGUGUGUGCCGUGCACUACCUCAGUAUUUUACAAUAGUCGUGCUACGUGCACACCUACCUGCGGGGGACGGGUAGGUGGAAUUUGGCCUGGUUUUAAGAGAGUGUGUGAGAAAUAACAAAUAAUGAGGCUUAUUCUGCCCAAAGUGCAUAAAUGUAAUUCAUAUUAAAUUAGGAAGAAUUACACAGUUCUGCCAAGGGGAAAACAGAUUACUCUGUGGAGAUCAAAAGGCUUAAUAAAACGAGAGAGCUGUAUCUCAGACACAAAGUCCCCCAAAUAAGGGAAGUGAUGGAAUUCAUUAAUUUUUCUCCUGCUGUGUGUAAAUGUACAUCGUUGUGAAUCACUAAUGUAUGGUGUGAAACAUCCAGGGAAAUGUAAAUUAGAGGAAUAGGAAUAACUUGAAAUAAGCAGGUGAUGUUUCUAAUACACGCUUAUCCUGAUUCUCAUCUCAUGUGCACCUGGUUCAGUGCAGGGCUAACGCCGGUAGAGACAAAUGUCUUGCAAUAUCCACUAAUGCGAGAGGACGGGCUCUCUCGGGGAGCUGCAUCUGUCUUUAAUCUGAACAAAAUGGCUGCCUUCCCUGCAUCCCCAGGGCUUUCGAGGCAAAAUCUCAGGACUCCGGCUUCUCCAAGGUGACAGACACUUUUCUGCCUGUGAUGCUUUCCUCUGAACAGAGCAAGAUAAGCCUCUUCCACUCGAGCACCCUUUCCAAGUCUCACAAUCCUUUCCCUUACAAAUAGCCUCGGAGUUAAGAAUGGCAUAAUUGCCACCCUUCCAGCGCAGCCUGAAUUCAUGGAAGGCUUUGAUGUUUCUCUUCUCCCCUCGCUUUUUUCCUUUCCUGUUUUGUUUGUUGUUGGGGUUUUUUUGGUUUUUUGUUUUUUAAUUUGAAGUCACACUUGUCACAUGGCGUUGGGGAUGGGCUGCCUGGAAGUCUCCCUUCAGACCGCUCCCAGGUUAGUGCCUGCGCCUUGAAUCUGUUCACUGGAAACCAGUUUUUGCAGCAGCUGCCAGCUCCCAGCUGCUGCAAGGAGAAGGGUGCGUCCUGCAGGGAAGUGCCUCCCUGGCCAUUUAAACCGAAACCAGGUAGGCUGCCUCUGGAGGGGAAAACCCUGCUUUACUCGAGGUGUUGGCUGUGGUUUCCCUUGUGCCGGUCAGUGCUGCUGUUUUGCCCCCAGCCAGCACGGGUCUGGCUGACAGCUUUGGGAAGCGGCUGUAGCUUUAGCCUCUCCCACGGCCACGGGCUCCCCCAGCAGCAUGGAGGUGUGCGAGCAGAGAGGAUCAUAGUGAUUCUGUCUUACCAGGCGGAGGAGAAAAGAGCAGAUAGGGCCUAUAAAAACAAAGUGUUUUCUGAUAAGCAUAUUUCUGUGAGACCCCCUCCGCUCUUUCAAAACACAACUAUGCCAUUUUUUUACCAGAUUUGAAAACUUUUUUUUUUUUUGGUAGCAACAGUGCAUGGUGCUUUUGAGCACGAGGUUUUUGGUUCCAGUUUUGUACAGCUAUGCGAAAGACCUUGAUGAAAAGAGGGGAGGACACACCUCUGUCUCUCUUGCCAGUCCCCAGCACCCGUGGCCCCGGGGAGGCAAAGCUCCCAAUGGCUGUGCCACCCCCGCCUGCUGUGUCUCUGUGGAGUCGCUGCUGCCGUGACGGCAUCUGGACACUUGCUCAAGAGAGCGAAGGUACGGGAGGCCUUAGGAGGUGAUGUCAUGUUUUUGCAGAGCCCGGCAGAGCUGGGUGGUGCCAGGGCCUGGGAGCCCUUGGACGGGAUGCUCUGCGAGAGGCGCGUACUGUGUGAGCCACCGGGAAACCUGUGGGCCUGCUGAGGGGCUCGUGCACAGGUACGGUUCCGGUAGCGCUUGGAUGUGGAAGUCAUUUUAUUGGCGUGGUGCCUGUUCUGUAGGGUUUUGGCUUCAUUGUGGUUUUGUUUUUUGGGUUUUUUACCUUUUUGUAUGUAUCAUGAGAGAUCACUUAGCGUGUUUCCCAGUAAAGGAAAGUAAAAUCCUUGUCUAGUUUAAGCAGAUGUGACAGUGCAGAGGGUGAGCGCACAAGAGCCCGUGUGAUGAUUUCUUGUUCUAUCCGGUAUCAUGCGAAAAGGCAGUGGUAGCAGUUCAUUUUGCUUUUCUUGUUGAAUCCUAGGUUGUGAGAAAUGCGAGGCGAUUGCCCCUCAGAGGCUUUUAUUUAUUUAUUUAUUUUUACCUACAGCUGAGCUUGUUUUCAGAAACAAGAAGGGUGAAGGACGUUGGUUUUACAUGCAGCUGCAGUCAAGUCUGAAGCA